This is a messenger RNA of Spinacia oleracea (spinach), 1428 nucleotides long. Its product is annotated as peroxidase 57. The record is from RefSeq and is a predicted model, not a curated record. Gene Ontology annotation, molecular function: heme binding; peroxidase activity. The transcript is spliced from 4 exons. The coding region runs from base 250 to 1254 and encodes 334 amino acids. Gene Ontology annotation, biological process: response to oxidative stress; hydrogen peroxide catabolic process. NCBI's taxonomy places the organism in Eukaryota, Viridiplantae, Streptophyta, Magnoliopsida, Caryophyllales, Amaranthaceae.
GACCAUAGCCCAUAGAACCAUAAGGGCCCAUAACCCACCAAUCUAUCCAAGUCAAGAUUCAACAAAACAAACUAAGAAUAAGCACCACACAUUAGAUAAUUACUAUGCUCAUCCAUUAUUACAUUUGAGUUCUUCCAAAUUUUAUGUACCUCCAAUUUGCAUGGCUUUUGUUCACUAUAAAUAAGUCAUAGUAUUAUCAUCACAUUUUGCUAAUUAAGUUAUUUGAAUUUAACAUUCAUAAAAAAGAAUAUGAAAGGAUCCUUGUUUUCCACUUUAAUCUUGUUUCUUGGGCUCAUUUUGAUGACCCGAGUUUGUCAUUGUUACGGGGGUGGUUACGGGACGCAACUACAACAACGAUUUUAUGAAGGUAAGUGUGGGGGAAACGUCGACGUUGAAAGUGUUAUAUUUGGAAUAAUUAAGCAGAAGAUUGCAAGUGAACCAGAUACUGUGUCUGAUCUUGUUCGUUUAUCAUUUCAUGAUUGCUUUGUCAGGGGUUGUGAUGGAUCCAUAUUUCUCGAUGGGGAUAACACUGAGCAAAAAGCUGUAAUAAAUCAAGGGAUUGGAGGCAUCGACACUAUUAAUGAUCUUAAAGAUGCUGUUGAGAAAGUUUGUCCAGGAGUCGUCUCUUGUACUGAUAUCCUUGUUAUAGGUGCUAGAGCGGCUAUUUCCUUGGCAGGAGGGAAAUACUACGAGGUAGAAACAGGAAGAAGAGAUGGAGUUGUGUCCAUAAAAAGUGAAGCACAAGCUGCCAUUCCUCCUCCAACGAUGCCAAUACAACAAGCCAUUGCCUUGUUUGCUCAGAAAGGGCUUACUAAGGACGACUUCGUUGUUCUUUUAGGUGGACAUACAGUUGGAACCGCACACUGCCACUCAUUCAAAGAUCGUCUAUACAAUUACCGUACUACCCAAAAACCAGACUCAACCAUCAGCACAACUCUACUCCAAAACUUGCAAAAAACAUGUCCACUUAACGAUGAAACAGACAAUGAAGCAUUCCUUGACCAAACUCCAGACAGCAAUUUCAAGAUCGACAACGCGUACUAUAAGCAAAUUUUAGCACAAAACGGUGUGUUGGAGAUUGAUCAAAACUUGGCUUCGAGUCCUCAAACAAAAGACAUGGUUAACACACUAGCCCAGGGUCCUGAUACAUUUCAGAACUUGUUCGGUCGGGCUAUGGUCAAGAUGGCUAGAAUUGGAGUCCUUACUGGCACCCAAGGUCAGAUCAGGAAAUCUUGUGGUUCUAUCAAUACUUAAAGUGUUUCGGCCUCGAUCGAACCAGAAUUGGUUCUGGUUCGAUCUCGUACCACGGUGUUGAGAACAGACGUGUCUAGCUUCCAAGUGUAUUUUAAUGUUUAAGAAAAUGUAUUUGGUUCCAUCUUACAGUUUAAGUAAUGAAUUGAAGUACUCCGUAACGGUUUACUUUUACUA